AGAAAAACAGCAGAGGGUCGAGAUGCUUCCACUUUCCCUACUAACGACUGGGUUGAGAAACCAGAGAAAAGGAGAAGAAAAUAAUCAAAAUAUAGCCGAGAAAAUGGCCGGGAUUUCUAUUAUUUUCUUUAUACUUUCCAUCUUGUUAUCUGCUACUGCUGAAGCUUCUCAAUGCCCAGCCAUUGGACUCCCUCUGGUAAGGAAGAUUAAUGAGCUUCCACAGGAUAAUUAUGGACGGGAAGGUUUGUCCCACAUCACUGUUGCAGGUUCACUUAUGCAUGGGAUGAAAGAGGUUGAGGUGUGGCUUCAAACAUUUUCCCCAGGAUCACACACGCCAAUCCAUAGGCAUUCAUGUGAAGAAGUUUUUGUUGUCCUAAAGGGGAGCGGCACACUCUAUCUUGCCUCAAGUUCACAUGAGAAGCAUCCAGGAAAACCCCAAGAGUAUCCCAUCGUUUCAAAUAGCACAUUUCAGAUCCCUGUUAAUGAUGUUCACCAGGUCUGGAAUACAAAUGAAAAUGAAGAUUUGCAGAUGCUAGUCAUAAUAUCUCACCCGCCAGUGAAAGUAUUCAUAUACGAGGAUUGGCACAUGCCUCACACUGCAGCAAAAUUGAAGUUUCCAUAUUAUUGGGAUGAGCAAUGCCUUCAAACACCCCCAAAAGAUGAGCUUUAGUUUUCAAUCCACAGCCUUUGCAUUUUGCUGUUAUUGGGAUGAGUAAUGCCUUCAACACCCCCAAAAGAUGAGCUUUAGUUUUCAAUCCACAGCAUUAUCAUUUUGCUGUUAUUGGGAUGAGCAAUGCCUUCAAACACCCCCAAAAGAUGAGCUUUAGUUUUCAAUCCACAGCCUUUGCAUUUUGCUGUUAUCCAUCUGAGCCUUUCAUUCAUUGACUGAAAAAUCCAAUGGUACCAUUUUCUAUGAAAAGACAAAGGAGAAAGAAGAGUUUUACUUGGAUUUUGAGAAUAGGUUUAGAGAUUAAAGUUCAAAGGAAGUUGUAGAUUCUUUAUGGCCGGCUGAUUUGGUAUAGGAUAACGAUAUAAAACUAAAAACUUGAUCAUCUCAUGUUUAUUGUUCAUACACAUGGUUUGUUUUAUCCAAUUAAGAUUUAGAAUAUGUUAUUUUGCAAAUACAUGUGGAAGUUGUGAAUGA
This is a messenger RNA of Vitis riparia (riverbank grape), 1144 nucleotides long. Its product is annotated as auxin-binding protein T85. NCBI's taxonomy places the organism in Eukaryota, Viridiplantae, Streptophyta, Magnoliopsida, Vitales, Vitaceae. The transcript has 5 exons. Bases 23 to 670 code for a protein of 215 amino acids. Gene Ontology annotation, molecular function: auxin binding. The record is from RefSeq and is a predicted model, not a curated record.